AUGAACGCCGAUAGCGGCAGCAUCAGCAGGAGCAGCACCGACAGAAGCACCAUCAACGACAGCGGCAGCAUCGACAGAAGCACCACUACCACCAGAAACACCGAUGGUGGCAGCAUCGACGGCGGCAGCACCGACAGUGGCAGUGCCGACGGAAGCACCACCACCGACAGCACCAUCACCCACAGCGGCACCACCGACAGUGGCAGUGCCAAUGGUGGCAGCAUCGACGGAAGCAUCGACAGGAGCAGCAUCAGCAGCGGCAGCACCGACAGAACCACCAUUGACGAUAGCGGCAGCACCGAUAGCAGUUGCACCCAUGAUGGUAGCAUCGAUGGUGGCAGCAUUGGCAGAAGCACUGAUGGCGGUGGCAUUGGCAGCAGCACCGAUGGCGGUAGCAUUAACGGCGGCAGCAUCAACGACCGCAGUAGCAGCACAUAUAGUAGCAGCAUCGACGGCAGCAGCACCGACUGCAGCACCGACAGAAGCAUCGGCCGAAGCACCGACCGAAGCACCAAUGGCGGCAGCGUCAACAGCGUUGGCGUCAACAGCGUUGGCAUCAAUAGAGGCGGCAUAAACAGUGGCAGCAUCAGAAGCGGCAGCGCCGACAGAAGCACCAUCACCGGCAGCGGCAGCACCGACAGCAGUAGCAUCAGCAGCGGCAGCAUCAACAGAAGCACCGACGGCGGCAGCAUCAACAGCGGCAGCAUCAACAGCGGCAGCAUCAACAGCGGCAGCAUCAACAGAAGCACCGACCGAAGCACCAUCACGGACAGCAGCAGCGCCGUCAGCAGCAGUACCAAUGGUGGCAGCAUCAGCAGAAGCACCAACAGCGGCAGCAUCAACAGUCGCAGCAGCAGCACCGAUAGUAGCAGCAUCGAUGGCAGCAGCACCGACGGCAGCAGCACCGAAGGCACCACCACCAACGGCAGCAGCACCGACGGCACCACCACCAACGGCACCACCACCGACAGAAGCGCCGACAGAAGCACCGACAGAAGCACCGCCAACAGCAGAAGCACCCCUGGCGGCAGCAUCGACAGAAGCACCACAGAAGCACCGACGGCACGACCACCGACAAAAGCCCCACCAACACGACCACCGCCGACACCACCAUCACCACCAUCACCACCAUCACCACCAUCACCACCACCACCAUCACCACCACCAACACCACCAACACCAUCAACACCAUCAACACCACCACCAACACCGCCAUCCAUGCCACCACGACACCCCCGUCGCCGGCAGCGGCAGCGGCAGCGCAGGCUGGCGGUCAAGACCGUGACCGUGUCCCGUCCCGAGGUCACAUCCGCCGCCGCGUCCGUCCAUGACCAUCCAUCGCGCCGUCGUCUGCCUUGCCGCAAUCGACCGCCGCACGGGAUGACGCGGAAAGGUCGAGUGCCCAGAGUGCAUGGAAAACCCGACGCCAAACUGUCCUUGAUGGUCGCAGCGGAGUAA
This is a messenger RNA of Drechmeria coniospora, 1458 nucleotides long. RefSeq lists its product as uncharacterized. Bases 1 to 1458 code for a protein of 485 amino acids. The record is from RefSeq and is a predicted model, not a curated record. NCBI's taxonomy places the organism in Eukaryota, Fungi, Ascomycota, Sordariomycetes, Hypocreales, Ophiocordycipitaceae. The transcript has a single exon.